GACUUUUCUUUUAAUUAGUAAUCAAUUAUAUACUUAAACAAGUAUCAUAUGUCCUAUGAUACUACAAGAUGAAAUAAUUAAGUUCGAUCAUAUUGUAUACAAGAUGAAAUAAUGUGUGUUUGGAUCAUAUGAUAUGACCAUUCUUGAUGAUUGCGGCAUUGACUCUUACAUGGAGAUGAUCAGUCUUGUCUUGUUAACUUUGAACUCUAUCUCUCCUUUACUUAAUUCACUCUAAUAUUGUUGUACAAAAUUUAUAUAUUCCUUAUUUUUUUCCCACUUUGAAUUGUCUUACAGAAGGAGAUCUUCCUAGGCGAAAUUCAUUUCAUUAUGUAACUUUUAAGCAGACUGCCUUUCAAAUUUUGACUGAAGCAUCAAUGUACAUAGUACAUUAGUGUACAUUUGCACAACAUUUAAAUGUAUGAUAUCCCAAAAAGUAGCUAAUAAUGCCAAAUGUUUAUUUUGUGUAUAUAUUAAAUUGAAUUGCAUUGGAAAUGUAUGUGUUAACAUUAACAUUUAUGUAAUUUUCUAACUUUGAAAGAUACAUUUUUGGUGAAUAAAUUAUUGAAUAUUUAAUGAUAACAUGUUGCUAUAUGUUUUUAUCUGCUCAUACAUGUUUUUAGAAAAAGAAUUAUAUAAUUUCCAAAUAAUAUGUAUAAAACAUUUUAUCCAAUAUUUUGGCACUCUUACUAUUGAUUUUCGUCAAUAACUAAUUUUCCCUAACGAUUUGAAGGUUUUGAAUCGAAGUUCAUAUAUCUUACUAAACCCAUAAUCAAAAUAUACAAUAUGAUUUCGACCCAAAUGACAUCAAAUCCUAUAACUUUGUCUUAACAAUCUAUAAAAAAAUCAAGUUUAUCCAAUAAGAAAGUUGUUCCAAAAACUAUUUUUACUAGAUCGACUCUGAUCUACAUGAGAAAAUGGUGUUUUGGUUCUUAGAUUUAUUUUCAAGGGAUUCUCUCAUAAGGAUAUAUAUAUAGUAUUAAAACUCCGAAGCUGAGUUUAUAUGAGUCUAUUUAAGUUGCUGACAGAAAAAUCAAACUCGAAGCUUUAGUUAUAAACAAAAGGAAACUAGCUCUGAAGCUAAUACCAACUAGUCAACCAAGUUGUUGAAUAUAACCACCAAAUCCGAAUAGUCUAUCUCAGUUUGAGGUAUAUUAAUACUUGAAUUACUGCAUGAUAUGGUAAUUCAAUUUGAAUUAAACAAUAAUAUAUUGAAGUAUGAUAUGGUAUACUAACAUAGUACUUUUUCAUGGUAUACUUAUUUAUAUGAUAAUUUAUGACAUAUUUAAUUUAUUAUAUUACUCAUGUUUUACAAUUUCCAUAUACGUUCUCGGAAAAAAUAUAUUAUAUUUUCUAAGUUUGAGUUCUGUUGACCAAGUAUUAAUAUACCAAAAUAUUUGGUCAACAGAACUCAAAUUUAGAAAACAUAAUAAUUUCUUUUCGGAAAACGUAUAUGGAAAUUGUAAAGUAUGAGUACUAUAAUAAAUGAAGUAGGUCAUAAUUAUCGUAUAAAUAAGCAUACCAUGAAAAACUACUUUGUUAAUAAAAGAAAACUUUUCUUAAAUUUUUUGGCCGAUCAUCUCUCCAAGCAUCAUAUUUUUCAUUCGUAGUGCAGGUUAGCCAUUGAAUGCUUAUUAUUAUCGUUAUAUUUGUUAUUUUUGUGAUAAUAUUUUAAUUAUUAUAAGUAAGUUUCAAGUUUUAAACAUCAAUAACAUGAAAAUAUAUGUAGAACUGUAAUUAAGAAUCAUUUUAACACAUUUCGACAGAAAAUAGCAUUUGAAACACUCAAUAUCCAAAUGAUUUUGGAUUUCAAAAAUAUGCAGUGUUUCGAUAGGAAAAUUUAAAUUUAAUACCAUGAAAUGAAAUAGUAAAAUGGUGAUUCGAUGAGUUGUUUAAAAUUAAUUUUGACAUGUUUUUUUAAUUUUGAAGAUAGAUAUUUAGCCGCGUGUAUAUUUAAAAUCUUUGAGUUAUAUUCUAAAUUUUAUGUUGCAAAAUUUACAUAUGGAAGUCUUUUUAAGUAUAUAAGUACAUAAAAAAUAUUAUUUUUUAUUUAAAACAACAUUGUGUAAUUUUAAUGAACUAUUUAAAAUAUUAAAUAAAUAUUAGUCCAAAUCAUGUUAUAAAUUAAUGGAUAUUAAUAGAUAAUUAAUAGAAUUAUAUAUUUUACAAUGAUUCUGAAAUGGAAACAAUUUUUCUUGAAGCAAAUUGAAGCCUUUUUGAUAGGCUUUUUUAAUAGAUUUAUUCGGUAAAACUAUGUAUAAAUGCAGACCAUGGGUUCAUUUAUUUAUUUAAUUUUUUUUGUCUCUCUUUUCUUCGGUUAAUAUUGUUUAUCAGACCAAAGAAAAAAAAAUGCGAACUAUGCGUUCAUUUGAUUCGAAUGUCUUUAUUUAUUUAUGGUAAUAUAUGAUUGAAUAAAUGAUCUUUGAUCCAGCUACAUAUUUCCAAGGUACUUUUUGGUCACUCGCUCUCUAAAUUGCAGUCUCUUAUGGUGCAGAGGAAUUGAACGAGAAUGAUCCAAGAUCAGCAAAAGUUAACUCAAGACUUACUUUCCUUGAUCCCCAAUGUUGUCAGGGAGAUGCCUCCUAUUUCAGCGUCAGAGACUGAUUGCUUGGUCUCCACGACUCUCUGUUUGUACGACCCAACAUGGCCUAAGAGCAGUGAUGAUACCAAGCUAUCUUGUGGGCCGAGAGGCAAUACAGGUACUGAAGAAAAAGAGAACUCGCUGAUGAAGCUUAAGCUUCUCUCGAAUGAAGGAAGACAAGAGGAGGAGCAGUACGGCGUCUCAACAGAGUUAACUCUGUGCACCGAUCCAUGGACCAUCAAGAAGAAACUGACUAUAAGCGAUCGUAGCCGUCAAAACUGUCUUCUUCUGAAUCCCAGAACCGUACAUAGCCACAUAAUGAGAUAUCUCCCUGAGGUUAACCAAAAGAUGGUCCAAGAAGGCUCAGGGUUAACAGUCGACGUGUAUGAUCACAAUACUCACACUACGCACCAGAUGCUUCUAACGAAACUGACCAGGCGUGGAUCCUAUGUUCUCAGUGGUGGAUGGCUUAUGGAUUUUGUCAUCAGGAGGGCUUUGAAGGCGAAAGAUGAGAUUGGAAUGUAUUGGGAUCUUUCUGAUUCGAAGCUUCAUUUCUGCGUGCUUUCUCGUGCACCAACAAGAGUCGGCUCAGGUUCUGUUCUUGCAGUACCAUCUCAGGCACCAAUAGAAGUUAGAUCAGGCUCUGUUCUUGCAGGUCAAUCUCAGGCACCAAUAGAAAUUAGCUCAGGCUCUGUUCUAGCAAGUCCAUCUCAGGCACCAAUAGAAGUUAGCUCAGGUUCUGUUCUUGCAGGUCCAUCUCAGGCACCAAUUGGAGUUAGCUCAGGAUCUGUCACAAUAGCAUCCUACUCUCCCCUUCUAGCAGAUCCAUAAAACCCUGGGUGUCCUAGAUUCUUCUUUCAUAUGUCAUCGUUGUUGUGGUUUUGUUUUUGUU
Messenger RNA from Brassica rapa (field mustard), 3470 nucleotides. RefSeq names its product B3 domain-containing protein At2g33720. The record is from RefSeq and is a predicted model, not a curated record. Lineage: Eukaryota; Viridiplantae; Streptophyta; Magnoliopsida; Brassicales; Brassicaceae. Gene Ontology annotation, molecular function: DNA binding.